Sugiyamaella lignohabitans is the source of this 2901-nucleotide messenger RNA. It is a transcript of the gene RPG1, whose product is annotated as Rpg1p. The transcript has a single exon. Gene Ontology annotation, molecular function: mRNA binding; translation initiation factor activity. The coding region runs from base 1 to 2901 and encodes 966 amino acids. The record is from RefSeq and is a predicted model, not a curated record. NCBI's taxonomy places the organism in Eukaryota, Fungi, Ascomycota, Dipodascomycetes, Dipodascales, Trichomonascaceae. Gene Ontology annotation, cellular component: eukaryotic translation initiation factor 3 complex, eIF3m; eukaryotic translation initiation factor 3 complex, eIF3e; multi-eIF complex. Gene Ontology annotation, biological process: formation of cytoplasmic translation initiation complex; translation reinitiation.
AUGGCACCAUUUGCGCGUCCUGAAAACGUGCUUAAAAGGGCAGAAGAACUGAUCCACGUUGAUCAGUCAGCUGCUGCUCUUGACUUGCUCUAUGAAACUAUUUCUUCCAAGAGAAGCAGAAACGUUUCCAUUGAUUUUCUGGAGCCUAUUAUUCUUAGAUUCGCAGAGCUUUCCGUUGAAUUGAGAAAGGGUAAAAUCAUCAAGGAUGGUCUUCACCAAUACAAGAAAAUCAUCCAACUUACUUCCAUUGGAUCUAUUGAGAUUGUUGUGAAGAGAUUUUUGGAACUUGCUGAGGCUAAGGUCACCGACGCUCAAGUUGAGGCCGACAAGAUUGACGCUGAUGAUGAUUUGGAGGCUGAAGACUCACCAGAAGAUAUUCUCCUCUCUACAGUUUCUAGUGAACAGACCAAGGACCGUACUGAUCGUGAAUUGGUAACUCCAUGGUUGAAGUUCUUGUGGGAAGCUUAUAGAAGUGUUCUGGAUGUCCUUCGUAAUAAUUCGAAGUUGGAAGUUUUGUAUCAGCAGGUUGUUCAUCAAGCUUUUAGCUUCUGUCUUAAAUACACCCGUAAGACCGAGUUCCGUAGACUCUGCGAGUUGCUUAGAAGCCACCUUCAAUCUGCUUCUGGUCAAUACAAGAACGCGGGUGCUUUGAACCCCAUCGACCUCAGCGACGCUGACACUUUACAAAGAUAUUUGGACACUCGUUUCGAGCAACUCAAUAUCGCUGUAAAGCUCGAGCUAUGGCAAGAGGCCUUUAGAUCUGUCGAAGAUGUCCACACCUUGUUGACAGUUUCCAAGAGACCCGCCAAGGUUUCCACUAUGGCUAGUUACUACGAGAACCUUGCUCGUAUUUUCUCUGUUAGCGGAAACAACCUCUACCAUGCUGCUGCUUGGAGUAGAUUCUACAGCUUGGUCCUUCAGGCCCGUAGUGUGCCCGAGAGUGAGUUGGUCCGUAUCGCCUCUUUGCUGUUAGUCUCAGUCCUUGCUAUCCCUCCUCGCGGAGCUGCAUCUGCUACUGGCAAUUCAUACGAAAUCGAUGACCAAAAGCAUCGCAACACCCGUUUGUCUGGUUUACUCAACUUGACCAAGACUCCUACUAGAGAGUCCUUGUUAGCUUCUGCUUUGUCAAAGAAUGUUUUGGCUCACGUUCGUCCUGAAAUCCGUGACUUGUACAAGAUCCUUGAAGUUGACUUCCAUCCUCUUAGUAUCAAAAAGCGUCUUGGUCCCGUUGUUGACAAGAUUGGUUCUGACCCCAACUAUCAGCCCUAUAUCAAGCCUCUUUAUCAAGUUAUCUUGACCCGCUUGUUUCAACAAUUGUCUCAAGUCUACAAAACUGUCAAGCUUGACUUUGUUAUCAGUUUGGCUAGUUUCCCAGCUCCUUUCAACGCCAGUCGCAUUGAAAUCGAGCGCUUUAUUGUUAUGGGUUGCCACAAGGGAGAGUUUGGCAUCAUACUUGACCACGAGAGUUCAUCAAUUACUUUCAGAGAUGAUGUCAAUCUCAAGUCUGCCCCAAGUUCCAACUACUCUGGAGCAUCUGCUCUUCAACCUACUCCUGCUGAGAUUAUUAGAUCUCGUCUCUCUAACUUGGCCAAGUCACUCUUUUCCACCGUCAGUGUUGUCGACCCCAUGUAUAUUGACUACAAGUUAGUUUCGCGUCAAGCUGCUAUUGAGCGUGCUUUGGCUGGCCUUGAGGAGGAUAAUGUUCAAGCUUUGGCCCGUAAGGAUAAGAUUGAGACUCGCCAAAAGAACGCUGAGUUGGAACAAAUUAGACGUGAGGAGGAGGAAGCAAAGAACCGUGCCCUCCAGAUUCAACAAGAGCAAGCUGCUGAGCAACAAAGACUUGCUGACGAACAGAGAAAGAGAGAAUUGGAGCGUAUUAAGCGCGAACAAGAUUCUAUUAAGGAGGAGGAAAAGAGAAAGAUCGCCGAAGAAAUUAACAGCAAGGGUAUUAUUAAGAUUGACGUUAACAACUUGGAGGACCUCGACACCAAUAAACUGAGAUCUAUGCAAGUCGAGCAACUUGCAAAAGAAAACAAAGACCUCAACGAGCGACUACGUAUUAUUGGCCGUCGUAUGGAUCAUUUGGAGAGAGCCUACAGGCUUGAGGAGAUUGAAUUCUGGGAGAAGGAUGCUGAACUUCAAGAACAGGCCGAUAUCAAGGCAUAUGAAGCCAGAAAGAAGGGUAUCCUUAUCAAAUCCAAACAACAGUAUGAAGAAGCUGUUAAUCUCAAAGCUAGAUUGGAGCGUAUUGUUCCUGACUACGAGGCAUUCCGUGCUGCUGUUGAGAGCAAGCGUCGUGAUCAAUUCGAAGCUAAGCGUGCUCGUAACCAAAAGUUACUCGAAGAGGAGAAAAAGGCUCGUAUUGCCAAGGUUCGUGCCGACCGUGAACGUGAACAAAAGAGACGAGAGGCUGAAGAGCGUGAACGCGCCGAACAAGCUGCCAGGGAUGCUGAGCGUGAAGCUGAAGAGAAACUCAGAAGAGAAGAGGAGGAAAAGAAGAAGGCCCAUAUUUAUAGACCCGGUCGCCUUUCUGCUGCUUCUGGUGCAGCUUCCACUAAUAGCGGUGAGUCUGCUUCUCCAGCUCCUGCUGCAGCCGCCACUACUGGUAAAUAUGUCCCAGGCGCCCUUAGAGCAGCUUCCGGUUCUGCUAGUAUUCCUGCUUCUGCUAGUGCCGCUAGUGCUCCUGCUUCUGCUGGUGCCGCUGGUUCUGCUGCUUCGGCACCAUCUGCCGGUAGAUACGUUCCUGGAGCCCUCAGACGGUCUGCUGGAGACGGUAGUGCUCCUGCUACUGCCUCGCGCCCUCCCCCAGCCUCUGCUACAUCACCCGCCUCGGAGUCUACUAGCUCAUCUACUCCCGCCCCUCGUAAAUACGUGCCUGGAGCAUUCUCGAGAAAAGCUUAA